ACCCGGUGGGACCGGAAUGGAGCGUGACUGCAUACACUGUAAUAGGAAGUUUCCCUGCAAAACGUUUUGGAAACAAUCCUGUCCGACCAGCCCCAAAUUAACAACGACCCCAUAACCUUCACCCUGUCUAUGGGAGAGCUGCUCAGAGAGUGAAGAAGAGCUGCAUCAGCUGUCAUGGAUGCACAAACAGGAACUAAAGGACUCACUAGUUGAUAAAUAGUUGAUACAAAGCUAAUCCUAAAGUCAAUGAAGAACUGAAACAAAGGCUGCCGUCCCCUGUAAAGCACCAUUGUUCAGAGACCACACCACAACUUGGUACCUGAGAGUCCCAGGCUCAGAGAAGAUUUGACGGUUAGAUCCCUCCACCCCCACCCACACCAGGCCAAACUCCAGCUGAAGUGAAAAUGAUGGAGGAGGAGAGACAGUCCCCACAGAGACCCUCAUCACAGCAAGAACAGGAUAGAAAAGAGACGGACAGCAGUCCUAUUCAUACACCUUACGUCAGCAGGCAAGCUCAUGAAGAUCAUGGAAAUUCCAAAGUUAUCAGUGACUCCAAAAAGCAAAUCCCAGUUCUGGAUAAAGAGAAAAACAUUGCGUUCCUCUUAAAGGAGCUGGAUUCCCUUAGAGACCUCAAUAAGAAGCUCCAGGACAAGUUGGCACUAAAGGAGAAGGAGUUGGAAACCAAAUUACUGGACAGUCAACUACAGGAUGCCAAGCUGGAGGCACAAGCCAGUGAGAGAGCUGCAGCAUUAGUGGAGGAGAUCUAUAAGGCUCAGAGGGACAGAGACCAGGCUGUGAUGGCCAGACUGCGUUUGGCGAACGAGGAGAGAGAUGAAGCUUUACUUCGGGCCAAGAAGCUUCAUGAAGCAAUGCUAGAGCUGGAGAAUAUUAAACCUGAAGAAAGUGAUGUGGACCUGGAAGAGUUGUUGAACAGGGUCAACAGCGCGGACUCUGCUCUUGCUAUCGAGCAAAGCGGGGUGGCCAUCAUUGAACAAAUUCAGAGGGCCAGAGAGCGCCUUUCCCAGAUCACCUCAGAGGAGAUGAAAGCUGUCAUAGAGGAGAGAGACACUGCUUUAACCAGGUGCAAGCACAAAGAACAAGAGCUGCUUCGUGCAAAAGAACCAAGCCAUAAUUCUGCAAACAACACCCGCCACCUGGCCGCCCAAAACAAUCGGGAUCGAGUGAGCAAGCUUGAGGAAGAUCUUCAGGAAACCCAGAGAGAAAGAGAUAAAGCCCUGGAGCUUACUCACAAACUGGAAGAGGAGCUACAAACCAUACGCAGUGUGAUGCAUAUUCAGGCUGAUGAAACCAGUCAUGACAGUCCGACCUCCUCGAACCAGACCCAGAUUCAGCCCCUGCUGUUCCGUCUGAAGCAGCUGACAUCAGAACAUCAGAGCGCUCAGACCCAACUCUGCCUGGCCCAGGAGAAAGAGAGGGAAGCCAAUGAAAAAGUUCAGAGGUUGGAGAGGUUGGUGGAGGUGUUACGAAAGAAAGUAGGCACUGGCAGUGUCCGAAAAGUGAUCUGAUCUGACGGACCGACUGGCCGUCGGGCGACCUGAGCAGACGGCCGCAUCUGGUGACCAGGCUGUAGCGUUUAACUCUGAGCAAACAGCCGAAGUCUGGCCUGGGCAAACACAGGCUGGAAGUGGCAUUCUUUUCUUCCAGCCCAGGCUCAGAAACUGCAUCGUAAAUGUUUAACCACAUUCGCUUUGCAGCCAUCAAUGAAACUGCUGCCAGAGUUACCUCUUACACUAUCCUCUAUUUAGAAGGUCUUCAGUUUUUUUUCUCUGUCAAUUUUUAUCAACUGCUUGUUAGGAUGUUAAGUCUGGUUAAACAAGGGAAAUAUGAUUGGACAAUUACUUGCUCAGGUACUGAGAAGCCAGCUAUUUUAUGGACCAAGCUAGACUUUUUUUAUUUAUUUAUUUUUUUUUUUACAAAUUGUUUACAGACAUACUGAACUAUAUAUAUUUCGCGUUCAUGUCUCUGUUCAUGUUUUUCCCAAACUGAUAAAGGGAGUUAAUAAAACGACAAUCGACAAUGUAUGAGUCAACCAAAAGUAAAUCAGUAUUUAUGAUGAAAUCUUGUUCAGUACAUACUCUUAAGUGUUAUUUAAUAAAAAAGAGU
Myxocyprinus asiaticus (Chinese sucker) is the source of this 2124-nucleotide messenger RNA. Its product is annotated as mirror-image polydactyly gene 1 protein-like. The record is from RefSeq and is a predicted model, not a curated record. Lineage: Eukaryota; Metazoa; Chordata; Actinopteri; Cypriniformes; Catostomidae. The coding region runs from base 405 to 1526 and encodes 373 amino acids. The transcript has 13 exons.